UGAAAUCAAUAUUUGGUGCGACCAACCUUUGCAUUCAAAACAGCAUCAGUUCUUCUAGGUACACUUGCACACAGCUUUUGAGGGAACUUGGCAGGGAGAUUGCUCCAGACAUAUUGAAGAACUAACUACAGAUCUUCUGUGGAUGUAGGCUUGCUCAUAUCCUUCUGUCUCUUAAUUUAAUCCCACACAGACUGAAUGAUGUUAAGAUCCAGACUCGUUGGGGACAAUGUCUUCACUUCUGGGACUCCUUGUUCUUCUUUACGCUGAAGAUAGUUCAUAAUGACAUUUUAUGUUUGGGGUCAUUGUUCUGCUCAAGAAUAAAGUUAACUAUUAACAUUUCUAUUUUUGAAAGCCUUCUUACUUUGCAGCAAUUGUCCACGCCUAAAACUUGUGCACAGUACUGUGUAUAUCAAUCAUACACCAUUUAUAGAGAUCCAAAGUUUGCAUGACUUCGAUCAGAUGACAGAUAUGAUACAAAAGACAUCUGACGUUAACAUUGGCAGGUGCUGUAGGUGUCAAUUGGAGCACAUUUGUUUCCCCCUUAGGAUCUGUUGUAUUAUUUUCCCACAGUAGAAUCCAUUACAUCUCCACUGUUAAUGUUACAGAGGAGCCGUGUGCGGCAUCCCUGGGAGCACAUGUACAUCACGCUGAUAUCCCGUUAAAUAUCCAUUAGCUGACCUCCCUCUGCUUUCUUUCCAUUUGUAUCAGGCUGCGGCCAGUGGAUGUGGCUUUCAUGAAAGCUCUGCAUGAAAAGGUUAACAUUGUUCCUCUAAUUGCCAAAGCCGACUGCCUGGUACCCAGUGAGAUCCGGAAACUGAAAGACAGAGUAAGAGAAGAGAUUGAAAAGUUUGGAAUAAAAGUCUAUCAGUUCCCAGAAUGUGAUUCAGAUGAAGAUGAUGACUUUAAACAGCAGGACAAGGAGCUGAAGGAGAGUGCACCUUUUGCUGUAAUUGGAAGCAAUACAGUGGUAGAGGCCAAAGGUCAAAGGGUACGAGGUCGUCUCUAUCCGUGGGGCAUAGUGGAAGUGGAAAACCAGGGACAUUGUGACUUUGUGAAGCUUCGAAAUAUGCUGAUCCGGACUCAUAUGCAUGACCUGAAGGAUGUUACAUGUGAUGUGCAUUAUGAGAACUACAGAGCCCAGUGUAUCCAGCAGAUGACUAGGCAUGAAGAAGUUUUGAACCCAGCAGAAAGCAAACUGACUCAGGACAAUAGGAUAGAGAGCCCCAUCCCUAUCCUUCCUCUGCCAACACCUGAUGCUGAAACAGAAAAACUCAUAAAAAUGAAGGAUGAAGAGCUGCGGAGAAUGCAAGAAAUGUUGCAGAAAAUGCAGCAGCAGAUACAAGAGCAGUGAGCAUCCCACCUCGAUGGCACUUACCCCUCACAUUUCCUGCUUCCCAACCUGUCACUACAUGGACCAGUUUGGAGAUGGAUGUGGUACCUGUGGACUCAUUGCAGUAUCUUAUUUAUUGUCCUUAAUACCCGUCCAAUAUGAACUCCUCCCCCUGUUGACCCAUCACGUUUCUCCAGAACAUCCCUUCAUGGAGCCAAGCACAUAUCAAGCAGUUACCGUCAUGUCCAUGCCCAAUGCAUCAAUGAGUUGCAGCAAAACCAUCUUUUUUGCCAUAUUUGAUUGUUGUCAGGACUGUUGCAAACAUGUAUUGGAAACAGCGCCCAUGGACAUACUGGGUGAUCAUUUCUAAUGUAUCCUGCAUCUUCCACAAGGCUCUGUCUAACACAGAAGGGAUAUUGAUCGGGAAGGGAGGCGGCUCAGUAAUUGUUUUCUACCUACACCAUAUCCCUGCUCGACAAGAAGCUUGUGUUUUAUUUGUACAGUGUUGCAGUUUCUUGGACUCAGGACUUCUUAUUUUUUGUUGUUUUGCUGUACCAAUGUUUACUUGACCAAUAGCCUGCUACAUAUUAGAGGAUGCAUUGGCUGGACAGCAGUGCAAAGGAUGCACAGCGCGUGUCAUCAUGUGACAUCAUUAGGUGCAGGUAUAAGGGAAUAAAGCCCUCGAUUUCUCUCACUUUGGUUAGACUGCGUUCCUCCAAUGAGGCUAUGGUGCUGUUGGUGGAUAUUGAAAUUAAAGAGUUAAGCUUUUUUAUUUGGGAUCUUUUCUAAGUUUUUUCUACAAAAAUACAUUAUCAUAACCUACAUUAUUAUAACCUCAUUGUGUGGACACAGCCUUUCACUUAUCAUAAAUUCAUAUCUUAAGAUGUUGAUUCUGAUGCCCUUAGGAUAAGUCAUCAGUAUCUGAUCGACGGGGGUCCGACACCCAGGAUCCCCACCGAUCAGCUGUUUGCGAAGGCACAGGCGCUCCUGUGAGUGCUGCGGCCUUCUCUGUGCUUACCAAGCACAGCGCUGUACAUUGUAUAGUGGCUAUGCUUCGUAUUGCGCUCAGCCCCAUUGUAUGCGUAUACAAUGUACUGCGAUGUUCUUGGUGAGCUGUGAGAAGGGCCGCAGCACUCACAGGAGCACUGGUGCCAUCUCAAACAACUGAUCCGCGAGGGUCCCGGAUGUCGGACCCCCACGAUCAGAUACUGAUUACCUAUCCAGAGGAUAGGUCAUCAGUAUUAAAAUCACUUAAGUAGAUCCAAUGUGGUAUUGCUUUCAUGCAGCAGUUGUCUACCAAGUUAUUAAUGAAUGCAUAUUAUGCUGUUUGCCUUACUAAAUACACAUAGUUCUGUAAAGUAGAAAAGGCAUCUGCGGCCUCCAUAUCCACAACCCCCUUCACGCUUCCAGCGAGCAUAGAACGGCCUCUUUACUGUAUUCAUGGCUGUGGCUGGAAGGGACCAAACAUAUCAAUAUCGUUCUAGUACUAAAAUCUGGGGCUUAUCACAUUCCUAAACAUAUAGCUCUUUGCUUUGGCUUGUGUUCUUCUGCAUCUACGUCAACAUAGGGAUCAGAUCUCAGAGCAUUCUCUUUUCUUUGCCACACUAUGAAGUACUAUGAUACUCCAGAUUUCAAAGCCUGGAGUUUGUAGGUAAGGUUGUAUUCACAUGGGCAUAUGCUGCAUGGUCAAAAUCCAUGCAGCCAGAUUGCACACCUUAUAUUACAAGUUGCUGUUCUGCAGUACGGUGGUGGAAUCUGUGGCUUGUAGAGAUGUCACACUUAAAGGGGUUGUGCACCUUUGUUUUUUCGGCAAACUGCACCACCUGGGCAGCCAAGGCCGUGGAGGAAGGGAGCCAGCGACAAAAAGCAGGUAAGUAUGUUUCCCUUCACAGGUCUGCCCCUUGAGGGCAACACUACCGCCCCCCAC
Messenger RNA from Bufo gargarizans (Asiatic toad), 3257 nucleotides. RefSeq names its product septin-5. Gene Ontology annotation, molecular function: GTPase activity; GTP binding; molecular adaptor activity. Gene Ontology annotation, cellular component: septin ring; microtubule cytoskeleton; synaptic vesicle. The record is from RefSeq and is a predicted model, not a curated record. NCBI's taxonomy places the organism in Eukaryota, Metazoa, Chordata, Amphibia, Anura, Bufonidae. The transcript has 7 exons. The coding region runs from base 734 to 1351 and encodes 205 amino acids. Gene Ontology annotation, biological process: regulation of exocytosis; cytoskeleton-dependent cytokinesis.